Messenger RNA from Pochonia chlamydosporia 170, 477 nucleotides. Its product is annotated as endoribonuclease l-PSP domain-containing protein. The transcript has 3 exons. The coding region runs from base 1 to 477 and encodes 158 amino acids. The record is from RefSeq and is a predicted model, not a curated record. Lineage: Eukaryota; Fungi; Ascomycota; Sordariomycetes; Hypocreales; Clavicipitaceae. Gene Ontology annotation, cellular component: cytosol; mitochondrion. Gene Ontology annotation, molecular function: deaminase activity.
AUGUCAGAUUUACGUUUCCAGGUGGUCCGAACCGAUGAGGCUCCUCCUCCGCUUCCGCAGUUUUCCCAAGCUGUCGUGCACAAUGGCAUGAUAUACUGUUCUGGCAAUAUUGGUGCAUUGCCAAACACAAAUUUUGUUCUAGUUCAGGGUACAGUGAAAGAUAGACGGCAAGCCCUUAAAAAUCUAUCAGCUGUGCUCGAGGCGGGAGGGAGUAAGCUUGAGAAUGUUGUGAAAAUGAACAUUUACAUCACCACUAUGAAAGACUUUGGACUUAUGAACGAGGCCUAUGACGAAUUUUUCACUUGGCCAUCAAAGCGCGAACAUGUGUUGCUGUGCAUGAGCUACCUCUCGGGACCGACGUGGAAAUCGAAUGCAUUGCCCAUCUUAAUUAGGCGUUAUACUUUCCUCAGCCCUAGCUAUUUAGGAGGCCUGUUCGAGUUGUCACUAAAAGCACCUGGCAUUCUUUUCUUCAAGUAG